AUGUCGGGACUAGACUGCCUUUUCUUCUCCGAAACCAGAUCGGAACGGCGGGGCGACGACAGGAGCCCAAGAAGCGAGCGCCAUCGCGAGCGAAGAGCAAGUAGAGACAGUGAUAGACGUCGCACUGGCCGUAGGGAUUCCUAUUACGACGAACGUGAUGACUAUGAUUACUCCUCAUCGCGCUACAGGCACCGGUCCCGUGAACGGGAUGAUGAUAGGUACUCUUCGAGACGCGAUCGCGAUCGCCGCGAGAGCGAUUAUUAUGAUGGUGGGAGACGUGAUCGCCUUGACCGCAGAUCUAGAAGCCCAAGAAGACGUGCGGGGAAUAGGAGAACUAGAUCACGUUCACCUCAGUUGACCGAAGACGAGCGUGAUCGUCGAACUGUUUUUGUUCAACAGUUGGCUGCGAGACUUAGGACCAAGGAGCUGAUUACAUUCUUUGAGAAGGUUGGCCCAGUCAAGGAAGCCCAGAUCGUCAAAGACAGAGUUAGUGGUAGAUCUAAGGGUGUUGGUUAUGUAGAAUUCAAGGAUGAGGCAUCUGUGCCUAAGGCAAUCCAAUUGACCGGGCAGAAGCUUCUCGGUAUCCCAAUCAUCGCGCAGCUUACAGAGGCAGAAAAAAACCGACAGGCUCGAGUCAGUGCGGCGGAACAGAAUACAGCGAACCAAGUACCUUUCCAUAGACUUUAUGUUGGAAAUAUUCACUUUAGUAUCACGGAGAGCGAUUUGCAGCACGUUUUUGAACCGUUUGGAGAACUAGAGUUCGUCCAGCUCCAGAAAGAGGAGAGCGGUCGUAGCAGGGGUUAUGGUUUUGUGCAGUACCGUGAUCCUAAUCAAGCAAGAGAGGCACUUGAGAAGAUGAACGGCUUCGACCUUGCCGGUCGUCCUAUCCGUGUUGGUCUCGGAAACGAUAAGUUCACACCCGAAUCCACCGCGCAAAUGCUUCAGCGUUUCUCAGGCUACCAGGGCUUCCAGGGCUCUGCAUUCGAAAACCGUGGCCGUGGUGGCAAUGACCGUGUUGGUCGCGCUGACGAUAAAGCCGGUGGAGCUGGUGCUAGCGCUCUCGAUGAUACCGAUGUCGCUGGAGUAAACUUUAACAAUUAUAGUAGGGACUUGCUCAUGCGCAAACUUGCGAGACAGGACGAACCGGCUCCCACGUCAGAUAAGCCACAUACGAACGGAAGUAGUGGAAAAGAGAUGCCUGUGAGGCAAAAACAGAAAUUACCCGAGAAGGUGAUUGCUGGUCACAAGUCUCUCCCCCUUGACGUUCCCAUGGCUAGUAGGUGUGUUGUAUUGAAGAAUAUGUUUGACCCCACCGAAGAAACCGGUGAUGCGUGGAUUAAAGAACUAGAAGACGAUGUAAAGACCGAGUGUGAAGGCAAAUACGGCCAUGUUGUUCAAGGGGGCGAGAAAGCCAUUCAAGGGCUUAACGGGAGAUUUUUCGGUGGAAGGAGAAUCUCUGCCAGCCCGGUUGUCGACGCUGUGUACUCGAGUUUGUUCGGGCGAUCGAAUGCCAGCAAAGCAAUCUAA
Molecule: messenger RNA, 1527 nt
Organism: Morchella sextelata
Lineage: Eukaryota; Fungi; Ascomycota; Pezizomycetes; Pezizales; Morchellaceae
Exons: 9
Coding region: 1-1527 (508 amino acids)
Biological process (GO): mRNA processing
Cellular component (GO): nucleus
Molecular function (GO): RNA binding
Source: RefSeq, a predicted model, not a curated record